AUGACCGGCAAAAAGCCAAAACCGCAACAACAGGACGACCGAAUGGACUUGACCUUUGAACGAGGCGACUCCCAGCAUCCCCGGGGCCACGCCAUCGUAUAUUUCCGGGUGGACACUGAGCCCGACAAGCUAUACGCCAGCUACAUAGUCGUCCUUCCGGUAAAGGCCGACUUCGGCAAAUAUGUGCCCCCCUUCCUGGCUUCCCACCUGGGCAACCUGCCCCUCAACGAUUUCUCCUGCUUUGCCAUGCCGCCGGUGCCCGAGGAGGUAAGCAGCCACAGGGAACUGGAACACCUCAGCGACCUGCGCCAGGACGACCUGGUCUUCGGCUCCAGCAUGUUUUCCUUCGACCUGCCCCGCAUGAUGGAGGGCAUCACCGACGCGGUGCAGUCCUAUUCGGAGCUUUGCGCCGACUACUACGACCGGCAGGGGCUUACGAGCGCCCCGACCGCCGAGAGCAUUCCCGCCGCCGCUCCCCAGCAAACCGAAACCGAUACCGGGUCGGAUAACUCCUAUUCGGUAAGCGAGGUGCUGCUCGGCCUCAUGAGCGAACGGGACAAGCUGGCGGAACUGUCAAAUCUGCUGGGCAAGCUCCAGUUCGCCCAGGAGGGCCGUGACGACAAUAUGACCGGCGAGAUAACCGAGGAGAUAAACGCCUUGGCCCGCCACCUGCCCGAAGAUUUCCAGGUGAUGAACCUGCUGGCCGCCGCCAAAGAAACCACCGGCCGCGGCUCCCGCCUGGCCCAGCUAUACCUUGACCGCUGCUUCCGCCUCGCCGACGGCGACACGAACACCGUCCAAACCCUGGAAGCGCAGAUAGAUGAGUUGAGGGGGCAGGGGUAGGCAGUUGAAUGGCAGACGAUAAACCCCUUUCAGCGAUGCAUUUAUGCCUAAGGAUUCACUGAAAGACCUUCAGGAACUGAGUGCCCGACUGGCGGAAUUGUUUACUGCUUUCUUGAACUCCGAAUUCGGAAAGCAACUCGGAACGAUAGUUCAUAACAUCCAA
Geodia barretti is the source of this 1006-nucleotide messenger RNA. NCBI's taxonomy places the organism in Eukaryota, Metazoa, Porifera, Demospongiae, Tetractinellida, Geodiidae. The record is from the annotation of a GenBank genome assembly.